AUGGAAUCGGAGGUUGUACUGGCAUCCGAUGAAGCACGUUACACAAAUACCAACAAUCCCUUCAAUGAUCCUAACCUCACAUCCACGUUUGUCUGGACAAAGAAACUUGCUUCCGAAGGCAAAGCAAAUUUAUCAAUCAGCGAAAUCGAGAAAAUGAAUCGGGAACGAAUUCGUAAGAAUUUAACCGAAAUGGAGGAACUGAAGAGGAAUCGAGAAGCACGAGAUGCGGCAAGAGAAGACCUGGAAAUGAUCAAACGGGACGAGGAGCGGCGCCAGAACUGGAACUGGGAGCACACCGAGGAGGGAUUCCUGCUCAGCCAGGCGAAACUUCGCUCGCAAAUCAGGCUGAAGGAAGGGCGCGCUAAGCCAAUUGAUUUUCUGGCCAGGCUAGCAUUUUUGAUUGAGAGUAGCAAGAAAUACGACGAAUUUGAAAUUGUCGACCCGCUCACUUACAUAAAAGGAUUGAAAAUCCGGGAUUUUGAGGACCUCCUUGAGGAUAUUAAGGUGUAUCGGCAGAUCGAUCCACUGGAUAAUGCGGUUUGGUGGACCGAUUUCUGUACAGUUGUGAAAAGCGAGAUCAAAAAAUUAUCCGAUGACAUUAAUGCAACGAAUGCUCGAGAAGCAGUGCACAACUCGGUGCAAAGUGAU
Molecule: messenger RNA, 648 nt
Organism: Gongylonema pulchrum
Lineage: Eukaryota; Metazoa; Nematoda; Chromadorea; Rhabditida; Gongylonematidae
Source: the annotation of a GenBank genome assembly